This is a messenger RNA of Pediculus humanus corporis (human body louse), 516 nucleotides long. Its product is annotated as Forkhead box protein C2, putative. The coding region runs from base 1 to 516 and encodes 171 amino acids. Gene Ontology annotation, biological process: regulation of transcription by RNA polymerase II; anatomical structure morphogenesis; cell differentiation. The transcript is spliced from 2 exons. Gene Ontology annotation, molecular function: RNA polymerase II cis-regulatory region sequence-specific DNA binding; DNA-binding transcription factor activity, RNA polymerase II-specific. NCBI's taxonomy places the organism in Eukaryota, Metazoa, Arthropoda, Insecta, Psocodea, Pediculidae. The record is from RefSeq and is a predicted model, not a curated record.
AUGGAAUACAAAAAUAAAAAACAAUUAACAACAACGGAUUUAAAUAAAAUAACGUCAUUACCGGAAAUAAUAUUUGAUCCGUACGUAAUGUCUUCUGCUUCGCGUGAAACACAUAUAAAAUCACUAAUGAAUCAACAUUUGAUUAAACUACGAGAAAAAAAUUUUUUUUUUAAUACUAGACCGGAAAAACCGCCAUAUUCGUAUAUUGCUUUAAUUGCGAUGGCUAUAAGUUCGGCACCCGGUAAAAAAAUAACAUUAAGUGGAAUUUAUAGAUUCAUCAUGGACAGGUUUCCUUACUACAGAGAAAACAAACAAGGAUGGCAAAAUUCAAUACGUCACAAUUUGAGUUUAAACGAUUGUUUUGUUAAAAUACCAAGGAAUAAAUCUUGUUCUUCCGGUGGUAAAGGUAGUUACUGGACAUUGGGACCUGGUGCCAUUGACAUGUUUGAAAACGGAAACUACAGAAGAAGAAGAUCAAAACGUCAAAGAGGAAAUCAAAGGCAAAUACAGGUAUAA